Messenger RNA from Dovyalis caffra, 306 nucleotides. NCBI's taxonomy places the organism in Eukaryota, Viridiplantae, Streptophyta, Magnoliopsida, Malpighiales, Salicaceae. The record is from the annotation of a GenBank genome assembly.
AUGGCAGAGAAAACCGACGUCAAUGCUAAAUGGGACGCGUGUCUCGAUCUGUCGGUCCGGCGCUUCGUUUACUCUUCCUUGGCCGGUGCCUUUGGCGGUCUUCUCCUCUUCAGAACCCCAGUGUCUCGUUGGGCAUCUGUAGCUUUCGGUGCUGGAGUAGGCAUUGGGUCUUCAUACACGGACUGUUCUCGAAUUUUUGAUGGGUCACCGGCAAAGGUAGUACCUGUUAAGACAACAUCAAGUGCUCCAGAAGAGUUACCACCUCCUAAUACUUUGAGUGCUCCUGCUUCUCAGUCUUCUAUGUAG